GUUGUAAUUUGUCACAAAAUUGUACCAGUAAACAAAGCAGCAUAAGCUUACUUAUACUCUCCCCACCCCCUUCGUCACUGCCUGCCGCCAUCGAUUCCUCUCUCAGCUAUCUCACAUCUUCAAACUUCGUUAAUUUCGUCUAAAAUGUCGACGAACUCACCGCCGGCGGCUGCCGGUAGUGUUGCGUCGGUUGAUUCGGUCACCGAUGGAGUGGAGAAGCAGGGUUCUAGCGAAGACGCAAGGGUUAAGUUGAAGCUUGAAGAUCUAAAUUGGGAUCAUUCAUUUGUUCGGGAGUUGCCUGGCGAUCCACGAACCGAUAUCAUCUCCCGCGAGGUGCUUCACGCUUGUUACUCAAGAGUCUCUCCAUCUGCUGAAGUAGAAAACCCUCAGCUUGUCGCAUGGUCAAACUCAGUUGCUGAAAUCCUAGAUUUAGAUCCAAAAGAAUUCGAAAGAUCUGAUUUUCCAUUUAUAUUCUCGGGGGCAUCUCCAUUGAAAGGAGGGUUGCCUUAUGCCCAAUGUUAUGGCGGGCAUCAAUUUAGGGUUUGGGCAGGGCAGUUGGGUGAUGGUCGGGCAGUUACACUUGGUGAGCUUCUGAAUUCCAAAUCCCAAAGAUGGGAACUUCAAUUAAAAGGUGCAGGAAAGACUCCAUAUAGCAGAUUUGCAGAUGGUUUAGCAGUGUUACGAAGUAGCAUUCGUGAAUUCCUUUGUAGUGAAGCAAUGCAUUUUCUUGGAAUUCCAACUACUCGUGCACUUAGCCUUGUUACAACUGGAAAAUACGUGAGACGUGACAUGUUUUAUGAUGGGAAUCCAAAAGAUGAACCUGGUGCAAUCGUGUGUCGUGUGGCCCAAUCUUUUCUUCGUUUUGGCUCUUUCCAAAUACACGCUUCACGAGGCGAAGAACACUUCAAUAUUGUUAGAAGUUUAUCCGAUUACACCAUCAAACACCACUUUCCUCAUAUAGAAACCAUGACAAAAAACGACAGUUUAUCUUUCUUUACCAAUGAUGUGGAUUUAACUUCAAACAAGUAUGCAGCUUGGUUGGUGGAAGUUGCUGAACGCACUGCUUCAUUAAUAGCAAAAUGGCAGGGUGUGGGGUUCACACAUGGUGUUUUAAAUACAGACAACAUGAGCAUAUUAGGGUUGACUAUUGAUUAUGGCCCUUUUGGGUUUCUUGACGCUUUUGACCCUAGAUUUACUCCAAACACAACUGAUCUUCCAGGAAGAAGAUAUUGUUUUGCAAAUCAACCCGAUACUGGUUCAUGGAAUAUAGCCCAGUUUGCAUUAUCUCUUUCAUCUGCUAAACUCAUUAACAAGAAAGAAUUCGAAUACGCCAUGGAAAGAUAUGGUGAUAAAUUUAUGGAUGAGUAUCAGGCGAUAAUGACCAAAAAGAUUGGAUUGUUAAAGUAUAAUAAAGAGCUUGUUAAUGAACUACUCAACAACAUGGCUGUUGACAAAGUUGAUUACACAAACUUCUUUAGAUUACUUUCCAACAUCCGUGUUGAUUCCGAUUCCGAUGUUCCGGAGGCGGAAUUGUUGAUUCCGCUCAAGUCUGCUUUGCUAGAUAUUGGAAAAGAGCGAAGAGAUGCUUGGACUAGCUGGAUGAAACAUUAUAGAACCGAGUUAUGUGCUAGUGGUGUUUCGGAUAAGGAAAGGAAAGCUUCAAUGGAUUCGGUGAAUCCGAAGUAUGUUCUCCGGAAUUACCUAUGCCAGAGUGCGAUUGAUAUGGCGGAACAAGGUGAUUUUGAAGAGGUGAGACGGUUGUUAAAGGUAAUGGAAAGGCCGUUUGAUGAGCAGCCCGGAAUGGAAAGGUACGCGCGGUUGCCACCCGCGUGGGCUUAUCGCCCGGGUGUGUGCAUGUUGUCUUGUUCAUCGUGAGGGUUUUGGGUCUCACUAAAAGCUAUAAGUUAUAUAAUACCAAAUUAUACCAAAAAGAUUAAAAUGUGCAUAAGAGUUAUAGAUUAUGUGGUAUUUAUAAGGUUUUUAGGGUUUUGUUUUUUGGGCAUAGUUAUAAAUGGUUAUAUGUUUUGUUGUUUGAUCUCUCGAGCGGAAGCUUAAAGGUAAGCGUUUGUUAAAGAUUCUAACUUUUCUAUUUUUUUUUUU
Molecule: messenger RNA, 2100 nt
Organism: Lactuca virosa
Lineage: Eukaryota; Viridiplantae; Streptophyta; Magnoliopsida; Asterales; Asteraceae
Source: the annotation of a GenBank genome assembly